Talaromyces marneffei is the source of this 1332-nucleotide messenger RNA. RefSeq lists its product as uncharacterized. The coding region runs from base 1 to 1332 and encodes 443 amino acids. The record is from RefSeq and is a predicted model, not a curated record. Gene Ontology annotation, molecular function: transmembrane transporter activity. Gene Ontology annotation, cellular component: fungal-type vacuole membrane. NCBI's taxonomy places the organism in Eukaryota, Fungi, Ascomycota, Eurotiomycetes, Eurotiales, Trichocomaceae. Gene Ontology annotation, biological process: transmembrane transport. The transcript is spliced from 2 exons.
AUGGAUUCCAAGGAACAACAACAUGAUUCUGAACCUUCCACACUCCGUGAGGAUAGCAACGUCCCAACAGCCUCGCCGAAUGCCCCAUCUUCAGAGAAACAGCAAAAUGAUUCACAGCUCCCCGCACCGCUAAAUGGGGUUUUUAUGGCGUGGCUACAAGUUGCUGGGGCCUGGACGAUCAUGUUCAACGUCCUUGGCUUGCUCAACUCAUAUGGUCAGUUUCAAAACAUCUAUGAGACGGAUCUUCUUAAGAAUGAGUCUGCUUCGACAAUCUCAUGGAUUGGCUCGGCGCAGUUCCUCGUCUGCUACCUCGUCUGCAUUUUCACCGGUCCGCUUCUGGAUACAGGACACCUCCACCUCCUUCUCGGCAUUGGGACCCUGGUCACUGUCUUCGGCUUAAUGAUGGUUAGCUUGUGCCAUUCAUACUACCAGUUCUUUUUGGCCCAGACCAUCGUGACUGGCAUUGGCUUUGGUCUUAUCUUCUUGCCGGCUUCGUCAGUCGUGUCGCAGUGGUUUUCUACUCGCACUCCUCUCGCAAUCGGAAUCUCGGUGAGUGGAUCAAGUAUUGGUGCUAUAAUAUAUCCCAUACUGCUUCAACGCCUUACGGGACAGAUUGGGUUUCCAUGGACGGUACGUAUCAUGGGCUUCAUGGUCCUUGGUACCAUGCUCUUCGCCGCUGCCGUGAUGCGAGUGCGGGUUGGGGAGAAUCCACGAAAGAGAAAAGUUAUCGACCUCACACAUUUCAAGGACAAGCUCUACCUCAUUGCUUGUCUGAGCUUCUUCGUCAAUUUCCUGGGGCUCUAUGUUUUCUAUUACUAUAUCUCCCUCUAUGCCACCGAAGUGGCCGGUACUGACCAGAGUCUUGCCAAUUAUCUCCUUGCCAUCCUGAACGCCGGGUCCUUUUUAGGCCGUCUCAUCCCCAACUGGAUCGCCGGGCGCUAUGGACUCAUGAAUGUGCAGAUUAUCUUCGGAGUCAUUUCCAGCGCCUUGGCUUUUGCUCUCUUGGGCAUUAAGACCACAGGCGGCGUCGUUGCAUUCACUGUCGUCUACGGUUUUGUCUCCGCCCCUUACGUAUCUCUUCCGAUCCCGAUAGUGACGAGCCUAUCCCCCGAUAAGAGUGUCUGGGCAACACGAUUGGGAAUGAGUUUUGCCAUCAUUGGCCUCGGUGCACUCAUCGGCAGUCCUGUGGCGGGUGCUAUUCUGGGGGACAGCAAUAAUAGGAACUGGGCCGGCCUGAUUGUUUGGUGUGGAGUCAUGUUCAUCGUUUCCACCGCCAUUCUCACCACUGUGCGUACUAUGAAAGUGGGGUUCAAGCUCUUCGUGAAAGCCUGA